This is a messenger RNA of Mus caroli (Ryukyu mouse), 8438 nucleotides long. Its product is annotated as protocadherin gamma-A4. The record is from RefSeq and is a predicted model, not a curated record. Gene Ontology annotation, biological process: homophilic cell-cell adhesion. Gene Ontology annotation, molecular function: calcium ion binding. Gene Ontology annotation, cellular component: plasma membrane. NCBI's taxonomy places the organism in Eukaryota, Metazoa, Chordata, Mammalia, Rodentia, Muridae.
AUGCUGAGACAACAACCUUGAGGCAGAGAGAGAGCCAACUGAGAAUGGCCUGGACUUUUGAAGCCCAACCCUAGUGAUACACCUCCAACAAGGCCACACCUCCUGCAAGGCCACACUUUCUAAUCCUUUCUAAACAGUUCUAUCAACUCCAAAGCAUUCAAACAUGAGCCUAUGAGGUUACUCUCAUUCAAACCACCACACACUGCCUCAGCCCACACUACACUUCACUUUCUUCAAAAGGAGAACCCAGAUGGCAGAUGUUACUAGUAUGGAAAGUGCCCCUGGUCAGAGAAAGGCACUCCUGCCAUUAUCUGCUCUUCACCACUGUGGACAAAGGGCAUGCCACCUAGACGCUGCAGCACCCAGAUCAGGGAAUUAUGGCAGAUGAAAAUGAUAACCUUCCCCAAGAGUGAAGGUUAAUGCCCCAGAUGAGAUCAUCGCGGGCGAGAUUACCAAUUCCUUUACCAAUGCUGAUAAGGCAGUUGAAUGACAGCUCAAGUGAACAGUAAAGAGGGAAACUCCACACUGAUGGUUAGUUGGCCUUUGAAGAAAUGGAGAGCUACAUAGUUGGGCUACAAGCAAGUGAUGGCGGAAGUCACACUGUGCAUUGCAAAACAAUAAUGGGGAAAUUUUGUGCUGAAUAAAAGGAAAAUUCCACUUACAAUAUAGGUCAAGAUUCAAAACACAUAUAUAAGUAGGGAACAAGUGAAGCCUUAGGCCAGGAACAGAUUCCAGGGUAUAGUGUCAUUAUCACAGCAGUGGACAAAGGAAAUCUGUCCCAUUCUUCAAGCGCAAACUUCAUUCUGUAAAUCUCAGACAUCAGUGUCAACACUCAGUUUUCCACCAGGCCUCCUAUAUGGUUCAUAUAACUGAGAACAAUCCCCUUCUAGACCCCCCACGAUGCUAAGAAGUCCUUCAGAUCCUGAUUUGGGGCCUAUCAGUCAUGUAGCCUACUGAAUCUUGGCCAGUGACCUAGAGCUAAAGUCAUUAUUCUAUAUGUUCCAAGUGGACUUUGUACAACCUUAAGUAGCUGUAGUCUUUCAAGCUGACACUGAAGUCCCACAUUCAGGAUUCUCCAGCCUCAAUUUCAAGGUGGGCAUGUGCAUGCUGGUGGGCCAUCUCAGUGACAGCACCCAACAUAGGCUUUCCCCUAUGCUAGUAAAUCUCUUCUACAUAAUACUGCCAACCACAGAGAUCCUGGUUAUCUAAUCAUCAAAGUAGUGUUGAUAGAUACAAACUCUGAAGACAAUGGGAACUCAGCCAUAUGGGAGUCUACAGCAUAGGACUGCUCAUAGAAAAUGUACUGGGCAUACUUUGAGAAACAAGAUAAAGUCCAUCACCACCUCUGACUGUAAUGAAGAUCAGCUACCUCGUUAGGUCUCUGCUACACUACAUGUAAUCUUUGCAGAUAGCUUGCAAGAGGUACUUCUGGGCCUUAGUGAUUAUCCACUCCUCUUUGACCCCUAGGCAAGCUCCGGGUUUAUCUGAUGGCCAUCUUGACCUUGAUCUUUUUGCUCUUUCUCAUUGCCAUUAUUGUAGCUAUUGCCCUAUCUCUGUGACACUUCUAUAGGCUCAACACUGGAGUCUGUUUUGAGUCUGAUCUCUGCUCCAAGGCUCUGUAGGAGGUUUUCCCUUUCCCCAACUGAGACAGGGGAAUUCCACCUUAUUCCUCCAAUAGCUUAACUGUCUAAUGUUCUUUAGAUACUGAGAUUAAUUUCCUCAGUACAAAGCCCAAACAUGUUCUACUACAAGGUCUAUGUGUUGAACCCUUUGGGGCUGAAAGCACCAGUCCAUAAAGACAACCCAAACAUGACCUCGAUUCAAUAAACUUGCAAGCAGUUCCUUAAAAAUCCUUCCCAUGUGUAGUUAGGAGAGAACUCAUUAACCGAGGGAUGAAAUACUGCAGACUAAGUACUACUUGACUCUGUUGUGUUUUAUUAAUUUUUCUUGGCAUGGUGCAUGCCCUUUGUAUUUGUGUUGUAAUUGCUGUUCUGUAGAAACUCUCCUGAUGGCCUCAGGUUUUUGUUAAUUCUAACUCAAUACAACCGAAAACAUCUCGAUGAAGUCAUAUGCCACACUGUUAUUAUCAUACAUUAUCUACCUCCUUUAUAGUGCUUAGGUUUCUGACACCUAAACAAGGUUAUAGUCCUGCCUUGGUGACUAUUCUAUGUAAAGACACCACGACUAUAUCAGCACUUAUGAAGAAAAGCAUUUAGUUGGGGCUUGCUUACAAUUUUAGAGGUUUAAUCUGUUGUCCUAAUGGCAGGGAACAUGGUGGCACACAGACAUGAUACUAAAGUUGUAGCUGAGGAGUCUACCUCUGGAUCCACAGGCAACAAGAAGAGACAGGCUCUGAGACUGGCUUGGGGUUUUGAAACUCCAAAGCCCAUGCCUAGUGGCAUACUUCCUUCUACCUCACUACACCCACUACAAUAAUGCCACACCUCUUAAGCCUUCCAAAUAGUUCUACUCCCUAAGAAAUCAAAUGUAUGAACCUAUAGUGGGCCAUUCUUAUUCACACCACCACAAUGCCUAAACCCAGACAUCACUUCCUGAAUUUAACACAACUCCAUAAAAUUAGGUGAUCCACUUACCUUGAGUAAAAUCACAAAUAUCCCAUGCACAACACAAUAAAUAAAUGUAUUAAAAUGUCUUAUGCAGCAUGGAAGACAAAUGCAAUAAUACAUCCUGUUUUGCAACCCAGAAGGCAUUGCUCAGUAUGAGUUUUGAUACACACCAAAAGGAAGGUGGCACACAAAGCAACUCAGGGGGAUGAUGGGACGAGGACAUGGAUGGCGAGGCUUGUCUGGAGCAUAAGGUCUGAGUGGAAGAUAUCUGUGAAUAGAUGUUUGUUUCAACGCAGCACUGGCAUGUCCUACAUGCAGAUUAGUAUUCUGAGAGCAAUAGGAAUGGGUAUGGUCUGGAUUUGUUCAUAAUAGAUGUGGAGUGUCAGCACAUGAGAGGCGGAUCUGCCUUAAAAGGCGAGUUGUUUGAAGAAGUUGUCAGAAAUCCUCUGGUGGAGAAUAUUUUAGUGGGGGUGAUGAUGUGUCUUUGACUCAAGGAAAGAGAAAAGAAUUAUGAACGGAUAACACAACUGGAUUAAUCAUCUUUCUUUGAGGAAGGGCUAUUUUCAGAAAUCUUAAAUUUGGCUUAGCUUGAUGGACAGUGAAGGAAUCACACAUGGAAUUCCUUAGAUAAAAGUGGAUUGACGUUACAAUAAAAAGUUGUACGCACCCUAGACAUUUCCACUUCCUUUAACAUUUUUUAAAAGCAUACACAAAUGUAGCUGAUGUUACAAUAAUUCUGUAAAUGUUAAUAGGAACCGAUAAUGACAUGUAAAAAUGGCAAUUCUUCUGCUUACUUACACUGGAGUAGAUUCAUUCAGAAUGUGUUUGUGACUAUCAGUGACAUUACUGAAAAUGGGCAAAUGCAGGUGAGGAUUCAAGAGUUCCUCAGAAAAAUGUGAUACCAUUCCUGUUAUGCAGGAUUGAAAAAGAUAUUUCCACAAAAAUGAGUGAGAAUUCUUCAGGGAACACCUAAGGCCAUUUGAAAUUGGACAUAGUAUUCUUGUUUCAGUUCAUCUCUGAAAUAUAAAUGUCAUAAUUGCAAAUUUAACAGAAAAAAAAAUCCUCUACCAGUUUCACAAAACGAGUGCAGUAUGAAAUUAAGACUCUAAGUGUCGCUGUUCCCUAACCCGAGCAAGAAAAUCAAUGGGAACAAGGUUGUGUCAUGGUAAAAUAUCAAACCUAUGCAAAAAAAAAAAAAUCCUAUUCUGAACUGGCUCUCAACUGGUCUGUGUUCGUUUAAGGACCUUGACCUCUAAUUCUGUGGAUUACCAAGUGGGCUGGGGCUGUUCUUCCCACCAGCAAUCGCUGGGAAGUAUUUAACAAGCCAGUCAUGGCGGCUCUGCAGAGGCGCCCGCCCUGCUGCAAGUUGCUCCUGCUUCUCAAUCUCCUGUGGUGGUUGUGGGGCUCAGAAGCUGGGCAGCUCCGCUACUCUAUUCCCGAGGAAGUGGAGAAAGGCUCCUUCGUGGGCAGCAUCGCUAAAGACCUGGGGCUGCAGCCCCGCGAGCUGGCAGAGCGCGGGAUUCGCAUCAUCUCCAGAGGUAGGUCGCAGCUUUUCUCCCUAAACCAGCGAAGCGGCAGCUUGGUCACCGCGGGCAGGAUAGACCGGGAGGAGCUGUGCGCCCAGAGCGCGUCCUGUCUUGUGAGCUUUAACAUCCUUAUAGAAGAUAAAUUAAAUCUUUAUCCUGUGGAAGUAGAAAUAGUGGACAUUAAUGACAAUGCACCCAGAUUCUUAAAGGAAGAAAUGGAAUUGAAGAUUCUUGAAAAUGCAGCUCUAUCCUCUCAUUUUCUACUAAUGGGUGUCUAUGACCCCGAUGUGGGAGUGAACUCCAUUCAGGGCUUCAAGCUCAGCGGUAGUAGUCACUUCUCAGUACAUGUGCAAAGCCAAGACAAUGGGCCCAAAUACCCGGAGCUGGUGUUGGAGCACAGCCUGGACAGGGAAGAGGAAGCAGUUCACCACUUGGUCCUUGUUGCCAUGGAUGGUGGUGACCCUGUCCGAACAGGCAUGGCGCGAAUUCUAGUAACUGUCAUAGAUGUGAACGACAAUGCUCCAGUAUUUACUCAGCCUAUCUAUCGUGUGAGUGUCCCUGAAAACCUGCCUGUGGGUACACGCGUGUUAACAGUUAACGCCACCGAUCAGGAUGAAGGAGUCCAUGCAGAAAUAACAUAUUCCUUUGUGAGGAUCACAGAAGAAAUCUCGCGGAUUUUCUGCUUAGAUCCUUUAACUGGGGAAAUUUCCACUUCCGAAACUCUAGACUAUGAGGAUUCAAGAUUUUAUGAGCUGGAUGUUGAAGCCCGAGAUCAAUCAGAUCUUCAAGACCGAGCAAAAGUUUUAAUAACCAUCUUGGACAUGAACGACAAUGCACCGGAAGUGGUUGUUACAUCUGGUAGCAGAGCAAUUGCUGAAAACGCACCUCCGGGGACCGUAAUUGCUCUUUUUCAAGUCUAUGAUAAAGACUCUGAACGGAAUGGCCUGGUAAUAUGCUCCAUCUCAGAAAGUCUCCCAUUUAAAUUGGAAGAAUCAUUAGACAAUUAUUUUCGGUUAGUGACAAAUAUGGAACUAGAUCGGGAACAGGUAUCUUCUUAUAACAUCACUGUGACAGCCACUGACAGAGGAACACCACCUCUGUCAACAAAGAUAUUUAUUUCCUUAGAUGUGGCAGACAUUAAUGACAACCCACCUGUUUUUUCCCGUUCAUCCUACUCUGUCUAUGUCUCUGAGAAUAACCCUAAGGGCGUCUCCAUCUUCUCUUUGAAUGCAGUGGACCCUGACAGUGAAGAAAAUGCAGAAAUUAUUUACUCUCUGGCCAAAGAGACCCUUCAGGGAACACCUCUAUUCUCCUUCCUCUCCAUCAACUCCAUCACUGGUGUCCUGUAUGCACUGUGUUCCUUUGACUAUGAGCAGUUUAGAGAACUGAAUCUACUGGUGACAGCCAGUGACAGAGGGAAACCCCCACUUAGCAGCAAUGUGUCACUUAACCUGUUUGUGCUGGACCAGAAUGACAAUGUACCUGAGAUCCUGUACCCUGUUCUCCCCACCGAUGGUUCUACUGGUGUGGAGCUGGCUCCCCGCUCUGCAGAGCCUGGAUAUCUAGUGACCAAAGUGGUGGCAGUGGACAAAGACUCAGGUCAGAAUGCCUGGCUGUCCUACCGCCUAAUCAAGGCCAGCGAGCCAGGGCUCUUCUCAGUGGGACUACACACAGGUGAGGUCCGCACAGCAAGGGUCCUGCUGGACAGAGAUGCUCUCAAGCAGAGCCUGGUGGUGGCUGUGCAGGACCAUGGCCAGCCGCCUCUCUCAUCUACUGUUACGCUUACUGUGGCUGUGGCCAGCAGCAUUCCUGACAUCCUGGCUGACUUGGGCAGCCUUGACCUUCCACACAAGUCUGAGGAUUCAAGCCUUACAAUCUACCUGGUGGUGGCGGUGGUCACUGUUUCGUGCAUCUUCUUUGCUUUUGUCACGGGGCUGCUGGUGCUCAGGCUGUGGCACUGGCACAAGUCAAGAUUGCUGAAAGCCACAAGGAAAGGUGUGUCAAAUAUGUCCACUUCACAUUUCGUGGGUAUUGACGGGGUGCAGGCUUUUCUACAGACCUAUUCCCAUGAGGUUUCCCUCACAGCAGACUCAAGGAAGAGCCAUCUGAUCUUCCCCCAGCCCAACUAUGCCCACACACUCAUCAGUCAGGAAGGCUGUGAGAAAAAUGAGCCUUUAUUGAUACAGGAAGACUCGGCUUUUUGCAAAGAGGAAGACUCUCUUGAUCAGCAAGCCCCGCCCAACACUGACUGGCGUUUCUCUCAAGCCCAGAGACCCGGCACGAGCGGAUCCCAAAAUGGUGAUGAAACUGGCACCUGGCCCAACAACCAGUUUGAUACCGAGAUGCUGCAAGCCAUGAUCUUGGCCUCUGCCAGUGAAGCCGCUGAUGGGAGCUCUACCCUGGGAGGGGGCGCUGGCACCAUGGGUCUGAGCGCUCGAUACGGACCCCAGUUUACCCUGCAGCACGUGCCUGACUACCGCCAGAACGUGUACAUCCCUGGCAGCAAUGCCACGCUGACCAAUGCCGCUGGCAAACGAGAUGGCAAGGCUCCAGCAGGUGGUAAUGGCAACAAGAAGAAAUCGGGCAAGAAAGAGAAGAAGUAAUAUGGAGGCCAGGCCUUGAACCACAAGGCAGCCUCCCUCCCCAGCCAGUCCAGCUCGUCCUUACUUGUACCCAGGCCUCAGAAUUUCAGGGCUCACCCCAGGAUACUGGUAGGAGCCAGGGCCAUGCUCCCCGUUGGGAAACAGAAACAAGUGCCCAAGCCAACACCCCCUCUCUAUACCCUAGGGAGUUGAAUAUGCAAAGAGAGUUCUGCUGGAACCCCCCUAUCCAAUCAGUGAUUGUACCCACAUGGGUAGCAGGGUUUGUGUGUGUGGACAUACACACACACACACACACACACACAAAAACCAUGCCACUCUCCCUUAGUUACAGCUGAACUCCUCCAUCUUCCAACCCAGGCAGGCUCAUCCAUCUCCUGCCUCCCUCUCCCCACCCCACCCACUCCUACAGUCCCUCUUUUUGAGCAAGGUAGCUGGGCUGUUGGGGUGACCGGUGAGCUAAGACGGCUCCUAGUUUUGAACGGUAGGGAGAGUAUUACAAUCUUUUGGCCUCUCCUUCAGUUCAGCUUUCCCCCAAAGCAUGGUUUGGUACCAGUCUUCUCAUUUCCUUCCAGAGCCUGAGACCAAUGCUUAAGUUUUGGGGGAACAGGCACCCUCCCUCUGGUACUGAAGAUGCUUGCUGGAUUUUGGGAAGGCAUUUUGCUACUAAGCCUCUUUUCAAUGCCUGGGGACUACUAGUCUUUUGUUUUUCAUUGUUUGAUGUUCCCACUGCAUGCUGUGACUUCCCUACACCUCAAAGAAGAGACUCCUUUGCAUGUCUGGAGACAGUAGGGGGUGGUAAACUAAAGGGAAGUUGAGAGUGUAUACUGCUGGGAGUGGGGCAGUGGACAAAACAGCCUGUUAAUAGGGUCUUGCAAGGGGCUCUGUAUGUACCCAGGGGACUGGCUCAAUCCUCACAUUCUAGCCAUAGAUAAACACCAGGCCAGACCCCUCCAUUCUGGUUCAGCCUGGGCAUCUUGGGCUGAGCCACCAGGACCAAUGGAUUUAAGCUGACAUUUCAGUCCAAGAGGACGACUUCUAAAUGAGUUUAAGACCAGAGAGGAAAGAGGGGCCUCUGUGGGUGCUGGGUACUCCAGAGGUGCCCUUGAUGGGAGGACCAGUGGUCUUAGCAGGAAGGGAGGCCCAGCAAGGUCAUUCUUGGACCCUGGGUCUAGUCCAGUAGCUAGAAAAAGGGACCAAGUGGCCAUAAAGUUCCAGCCAAUGAUGGGGCUUUUCCACUGGGCCCCUGUAGACCUCAAGCCCCUGGCCUCCACCUUACCAGGUGCCAUUUCUUCUCAGAAGGCCACUGCCCAGGCCCCCAGGCCGCCCCCUAGUGGCCAGAGAACGGUUAAAGCCCCCCAGUGCCUCCUUGUGCAUAGAAUUCCUCUGCCCUAGCCCUUACAGUAGUGUAGAAGACCCCCCCUCCCCUACUGGUGUAGAAUAGCCAAUAGUAUAGUGUGGUGUGCUUUUACGUGAUGGCGAGUGGGCAGCGGGCGGUGGGCUGUACACAGCCGUCUGUCCUUUGAAUCUCAAUCUGCCUGCGCGGCCCGUGCUGUGUUUUGUGCUGUGUCCACACGCUGCGGCGACCCCUCCCUGUACUGACUUCUCUAUAAAAAGCUUCUCUUCGCAUAGUCACGUAGCUCCUGCCCAUCCCCCUUCCGAUAUCUCUCGCAAGUUUUAUACUCUAAUAUUUAUAUGGCUUUUUUCUUCGAAAAUUAAAAAUAAAAAAUGGUUUCUUCUGAAAG